CUUAAGACACACACACACACUCUCACACACACACUCUCUCUCACACACACACACACACACACACACACACACACACACACACACACACAUACACACACACACUCAGGGAAAGGAUAGGGAAAGGAAAGAUCCAGGAGUGUAGCAGACUGAAGGGGAAGGGAGGAAGGAAGAGGAAAGGGGCUGAACUAACAAGCCUGAGCGCGACACACACUCUCCCUGACACACACACACACACACACACACUCUGCUUCGGUGUGUGUGCGUCAGAUGGGGAGAGAGCGAGGCAGCAGCAGCAGCCGUGUGAGGAGAAACCAGAUCCGCAGAAACAGCCGACCUCUGCAGGAGCCGCUGGGGCAGCCUGACAGUCCAGACUCCGGGUUUAGAGGAGGCUCUCGCUCCUCCUCUGCUCUGACAGGAGGCUCAUCUCUCCUGCAGGAAAUGUCGCACAGUUUAUCUCCAGGAGCAUCUUUAUGGACCUGUACCUGCUGCUCCAGCCGUCAGCAACACUGCUCUGAGUUUCUGAUCAAAGCCGAGAGGAAAGAUUCUGUUUAUUUAAGAUUUAAAGAGUUCAGAGUCUGAACCUUCCUGAUUUUGGAAGCAACAAAACAAUCCAUACAUCUGCAAAACAUUGCAAGAAGAGAAGAAUUAAUCAACUUUGCAGACUAACUACCCACAAUCCUUUGAAUGAUUUCAGCAGCUGUUUGGGAGUACAAACUCUGCAUCACUUUAGAAAACCGCGGGACCAGCUUGAAAUGUUUCCUUUAUUUGGAUCAUCAUGGAUCUUAAGGAAAAACUUCCCAACAAGCUUUUGACAUAUUUAGUUUGAAGCAGAGUUUGUCCUGUUUCUUGAGCGUCUGAUUACUAGCUCGAAAUUCAAGAUUUUCUUAUUUGUUUUGACAGAGAUAGUUUGACUGCGCUGAUGCUUUGACACCCUUAAAUCAUCACCUGAAGGAAAAGAAAAAGCUUUUGACCACUUAAGGACGCAAAGGAUUACAGACUGUGAAAUGAUAAAACCUCCAGUAAAAGAGGGAGUGAAGUGAAGUCACUGACAGCUUUUCAAACAGUCUAUUAAAUAAGAUUCUAUCAAGCUCAAAGUCUGUGUUGAUCCUGGUUUGGAGGAUUAGUUCAUCACCUAACAUGCAGGACCUUUUCAGAGAAGUCAUUCCGAACUUUGAUGAUGACCAGGACGCUUGUAACCAUCACGUCUUCAAAUAAAAUCAAACAGUUAAAGGACGUACAGGAUGUUUUAUCACUGAUCCUUUACAAAGAGGGACGCCUGCUAAACAACCUGUGAAUCAUCUCUGGAGAAUGAAUGAGCCUACUCUCUAAAUGUAAUCUGUUAGGAUCUUCAGUUCCAUCCAGAAAAUUGGAUUUUAGGAACUAAAGGACACAUUGGAUCGUCUCUCCAGCCUGAAUUUUGUCAAAUGAGACUCACAACGGCUCACACUGCCACUGCUGCAGCUCAAAGACUUCAACUAUCUGCAGUAAAUUUGCAAAAAAAAAAAAAAAAUCAGAAGCAAAGCAUGCCACUGAAGGAGUAGCUGCAGAAUGUGGCUCCUGCUUCACAUUAAAGACUCGACAUGAAGACUUUCUGUUGUGGGAACUUUUGGAAGUUUCUUCUGAAUGACUUUCUGGGACAUUUUCAUCCGAGGUUGACAGCCACGAGAACUUCAGACGCCACGAGGAGGUGACGUGAGGACAAAUCCCAGGGCAGUGGAGUCUGCUGCAAGUGUGUGUGCAAGUAAAAGUGUGUGGCUGUAUCAGAAGCUGGAAACAUUCUCAGAUAUCUGUGUGUGCGUGGCCAGAUGCCACACUGCUCUGCAGACGGGCCCAGACUCCCACAUCCCUCAGUGCGACAGACACUCGGCUGCUUCUGGGCCUGUUGCUCAACAUUUGUUGAAUCGCUGAGAGGAAAAUAAAUCAACCAGUCGGAUAUGAAAAGACAAAAACUCACCAUGAACGAACGACAUCUCCAAAUAUAUCUGGUGGAGAUGCUGCUGAGCCAAACUGAAGAUGGGAGGAGUCGGCUCGGUCUGGAACAUGUUGCAUUGAUUGGAUGAUUACGGGCCUCUCUUCUCCUGGUUUUGUUUUUCAGCACUGAUUUAAUCCAGAAUUAUUUAGGUUUUGCUGCUUUUUGGGGACACGACAGAGCUUUUAUAAGGACCAGUCACGUCCAGGAGAAACACAGAAACCGGCCACGUUGACACGUUGAUGUUUUUUUUAUUCCGCCUUUGAUUCCUGAUUUUCACCUUAACAACAUGGCAGAAAUGAAGGAAAGAAAACCUUGUUUCUAAUGGGCAUCACUCGAUACGCUGAUGAUAUAGUUCUUUAUAUUUUUAACACAGUUACUUCAGUAAACAUGAGAAUUAAAAGAAAAACAUACUAGGAAAAUGAGAACAAUAAAUCAUGAACUAUCAGAAUAAGAGUCUAUAUUUAUUCUCUCCAUCCUUUUCUGAAGACAAAUAAGACGUUUUCUUGGGACUAUAUUUUCAGUUUUGUCCGUGCAAAAUCGUAUUGGUACCCCAAACUGAAAAUUGGUGUCUCUGAAACUUUAGUCUGACAAUUUUUAAAGCAAAUAUUCAGAGGAGCACAGGAGGAGUGUGUGCCACCACCAUGCUCCCUGGAGGACUGCUUUCCGGUGGAGGGGGCCGUGGCGGCGGUCUUUGCCUGCUCAGGUGGCUGGGAGUCAGGCUGUGGUCACGCCGGGGGACCCUGGUGUUUGCUCUGCUCUGGUUCGGCUCCUGGUUGUUCCUGAACGGCUUGGUUCUUGUGCACAGGAGCAUCUUAUCUGACUACUGCACCGAUGAUAAGAGCAAGAGGAUCCUGCAGAGACUGUGUCUGGAGUUUGGCGAGGGCUCAGUUACAGGUGACAUGUGUGAGGAUCUGUGCGUGCUCGGCCUAGUUGAGUACAAACGCUGCCUCUACUACGAGAACGGGAAGAAGGUGAUUGAGGCGCGAUGGCGAGGAAAUCCCAUCAUCCUCAAGUCCAAACUGGAGAAUUUCUCCUCCUACGAACCACUGGGAAUACUGGACUACCAGGACACUGCAGAGGAGCUCUCCCCUCUUGACGUGGUUUUCUACGCUACCAUGGAAGUAAGAAACUCUCUGGGGCUGGCUGAGGAGGUCGAGGAUGAAGAGGGAGGAGGAGGAGGGGGGAGUAACAGCUCUCUGGCCAGACUUUGGGGUCAGAAGAUGAAAAACAGAGAUAAGAGUUACUCGAGAGCAGAGCUGGCCUCCCUCUGGUCCCUGCUGCAGCAAGAAGAGUACACCUUUCUCAGAGUACUGCAGGACCUCAGCACCCAUGUGGCCAAAGUGUUGGGCUCCUGCGGUCAUUUCUACGCUGUGGAGUACCUGUCUGCUGGACACGCGUGGGACCAGAACAUCUUCUCCCUUGACGACGUGGCUGUCUCUGGGCUGCAGGGUCAGGGCCGAGCCGGGGCCGCGGGAGGGGCCAGGGGGAGGUGGACCACCAGGGAGAUGGUGCAUCGAAUUGCUCUGAGUUUCCUGGACAUGGUGUGGCACUUUGACAACGACUUCACCCACAAACUGCACCUUUGUGACAUCAAGCCAGAGAACUUUGCCAUCAGGAAGGACCUUACGGUGGUGGCGAUCGACGUGGACAUGGCGUUCUUUGAGCCCAAGAUGAGGGACAUCCUGGACCAGAACUGCAGCAGCGACGACGACUGUAACUUCUUCGACUGUUCGUCCCGGUGUAACCUGAACAAACGCAGGUGCAGCCCCCGCCGCCGGAACAGCAACCUGCAGGUGAUCUGUGAGAAGAUCUUCAGGCCGUGGUUUUCUCCCACGCUGCUUGGGGCCAAAGCAGGGCUCCCUCUGCAGGUGGAGCUGCAGCGAGCGGUGCAGGAGUGUUCAGAAACAGAAGGCGGUGGGGACGACAAAGAGGAGGAUGGGGGAAGAGGAGGAGGAGGAGGAGGAGGAGGAGAGGCAGAGAAAGGUGGAGGUGUCCAUCAGCGUCUCCUCAACAUCCUGAAUCGCCUCCUCCAGGAAGGAGCAGCUUCAGGGGAGAGAGGAGCAUCCUGGGAGGGGAAAGGUCACGUCCACACAGCUCUGAACUUCUAAUUUAAGUACUAUGAAGACAGUGUCCUAGGAAGGGCCCUACAGAGAAGAACAAACCUUUGCAGAAGGAGUUACGGUUUAAAAAAAACUUAAUAAGGGUCUUCUUGGGCGUGUUUUCCUCCAGAUGUUUGUAGAACGCAGACUGCUUCAUCAUUGAAACCAAUGAUGUAAAGAAAAGAAAAUAAUUGUUUACAUGCUUGCUGAAGGGAAUGAGUCAGUCCUGUGGAUGAUUUUGGUGAAGAGACACAGUUUAAGCCAGCAAAGUGAGAGAAUCAGAAUCCAUAUCUACAAGGAGUAUGAUUUCUAACAAAUAUGGACAAUUUCUGAGACAUCAUUUUGAUAACAUCUGGUUAAAUGUGAACUAGAUUAUAGACUCUAAGAACAAAGAGGGUGGACUCCCCUCUGAAGACACUUUUUAGAUUGAAGAACUUGUCUGGCCUGCACUGAUCCAACAUUAAAAUGCCCCGACACCUUUGGGAGGAACUGGACUGCGAGGCAGACCUCCAAGAUUUUGUGUCCUAGUUUCCGUUUUUUGCAGAGGCAAAAACUUGGAUUUCAUGUGAGCAAGUUUCUUGAUGUAAAUAUUGAAAAUGUUGUGAUGCUGCAGAGACAUCACUUUUGAUUUUGACGCUGAAUCUUGGAUUUUAGGACUGAAGUUCUGAGUGAGAGAGCUCAGCGAUGCCUUAUUUGUCUUCUCAUUAGAGGAGUUUAAUUUGGAUCCAGUGAACAAGGAUCCUCUCUAAUUAUUCCUAAUGUUAUCAAUCCUACUAGUCUCAGUGAGAUUGAAAAAUGUAGUGUAAAUACUAAAGUACCAAUGGGUUUAGUUUAAAGGUCAAUUGAAUGUCUUAGCGAGUCUUUAGGCUUUUAGGACAGGAUUUCAUUUUUUUGUUUGUUUGUUUUGUUUUGUCAUUUUAACAUUUGAUAGUGAUGCAGUGUUGAUUAAUCCCAAACUUUAGAUUCAAAUGUGAUGAAAAGGAUGUUGAGCAAAAAUAAAUCCAAAUUUAAAAAUGUAGCUGGUAAAACAACAAAGCAACUCAAAGCAAUACAAAUCCCAAAAAUAUUUUUUGGAGUCACUGUUGAUAUUUAAGCUUCCAUGAUGCUUCUUCAAUAAGGAAAGCAGGUUGACCUAACCCAAGACCUGACUUUCCAACUACUUCUGUUAAAGUUCUUCCAUAAAACAGAAGAAUCAAACUUUGGACACAACCUUAUUGGUGGUGAUGCUUACAUAUUUUAACAAAAUGAUUUUUUUAGUGCUACAAACACCUCACAUUACAUAACAAGUAGAAUAAAAGGUCUCAAAAUUUAAAUCAAUGCAGAAGUGCCUUGAAUGAACAUUUUUACAAAUGGCAUACAGCAUCUAACUGUAUGGCGCCCGACAUGGGCUUCAAAACUCUGGUUCAGAAACUAAUCAGUGACAUCGCUGAUACUAAGUCCAUGAUAAGUCCAGUAAUUCAGUUUGAAUUUUACAGGACUUGAUCAGGGUUUUCAACGAUUUGUUCAUCUGAAGCACUUAUUCUAAACCCUCCAUAUGUUGUAUCAGUCUCAGUCUAAGUUGAAACUUUAGUUUUUUAACAUUUGUGAGUGACUGAGCAGCUUCAAACUAAGCAUCAUCAAUGAGUUUAGACGUGAGAACACUCUCAACUCUUUUCCUCAGUUUUCAAUGUGUCUAUUCACAGACGGGCCUUUUAGAGAAGAUAUUUAACUACUUAAUCUUUCCAGGAUUAAGUCUGAAAACAGUAGACAACUACACACUUCAGGAAGUUUAUUUAUAGAUUUCUGUGUAUUUUAUUAUUUUCUUCGUUUUGUCUUUUAGCACUUUUUGAGGUGUGUUCCUUGCCGUCAUUGUCUUAUAUCAUCUAUUUUGUUGUGUUGUUGUGAAAUGUGAAAAACAAUAAAACGUUGGUCAUAACAGAA
Labrus mixtus (cuckoo wrasse) is the source of this 5991-nucleotide messenger RNA. It is a transcript of the gene dipk1c, whose product is annotated as divergent protein kinase domain 1C. The record is from RefSeq and is a predicted model, not a curated record. The transcript has 10 exons. The coding region runs from base 2614 to 4080 and encodes 488 amino acids. NCBI's taxonomy places the organism in Eukaryota, Metazoa, Chordata, Actinopteri, Labriformes, Labridae.